Stegodyphus dumicola is the source of this 1248-nucleotide messenger RNA. RefSeq lists its product as uncharacterized. The record is from RefSeq and is a predicted model, not a curated record. NCBI's taxonomy places the organism in Eukaryota, Metazoa, Arthropoda, Arachnida, Araneae, Eresidae.
AUGAGUGGUUUUCAGUGGGGGCUUAACCCCCAUAUACAGAAACUUCUGUACCAAACGGUUAUUGUCCCCAUUGUGACCUAUGGGGCAGCUGUUUGGAGUCAACCAAUGCAGGGCCGUAAAGUAAGGUCUCUCCAAUCAAUCCAACGUUCUUUUCUUCUCAAUAUAUCUAAAGCCUUUCGAACGACUUCAACUAGUGCCCUACAAGUAAUAACUGGUCUUCUGCCUCUCCAUCUCCGAACGGAACAGGAGGGAGCACGACAACUACUUAAAUUGCUAAAUCAACAGGUCACCUUCUAUGGCGAACAUUAUUCUCCUGAAGAUUAUGAACGACCCUACAAUCGACUACGUCUCCAUCCAGCUGCUUAUGGACUUGGUGUUCAUGUAACAUUACGUGAAUCUACACAACUGCCUGAUGGUGAUUAUUACAUUUACACUGAUGGGUCAAAAAUAGAAGAUAAUACUGGUUGUGCUUUUGCAGUUUUUCACCAUGGCACUUUAUUGCAUCAAUGGAAAGCACAUCUCCAUGGACAUAACAGCGUGUUCCAGGGAGAGGCCUUUGCCAUCGUCAAUGCCACUAAAUAUAUUCUGGAACAUCAAAUAUUGAACUGCUGCAUUGUAACGGACAGUCAGUCGGUCUUGGCUGCUGCAAUGAAUCCUGUGCAUCCAUCAAUAAUAAUUUCGCAACUUCAAGAACUACUUCGAUUAGGUGCUCACCUUAAUAUUCAAAUGUUUUGGACACGUGCUCAUAUGGGCACAAUUGGAAAUGAACUUGCUGAUGAAUUAGCUAAGCAAGCGGCCAUGAACGAUGAUGCUAUUAAUUCUCCUUUAGCUUGGCCCAUAUCACAUUUUCUUCGGAAACUGCACCUACAGUCAGUUAUGCAAUGGCAGGUCCUCUGGGAUGCAGAGGAUACUGGCCGCAGAGCGCAUUAUCACCUGGGCUAUGUUGAUGAGACUCGUCUUCUUGCCAAUUCACAAUUGGUAAGAUAUGUCACAGGUCACGGGCCUUUUCCCGUAUAUUUUGCCCGCUUUAACAUCACAUCAACUGAUCAAUGUGUUUGUGGCCAGGCGGGUACGCCUGAGCAUUAUGUAUCCUCUUGUGAACUUACACGAGAACUGCAUAUCCCUUUUCCUGCUCAACAUCAGCAGGCUUUUAGUAAGUUUUUAAUCAAACGACAUCUUGUUCAGAAACUGACUGCCAUCAUGUCAAAACUUAUGCAUCUUGGUACCGACUUAUGUCAACCUGUCUAA